Molecule: messenger RNA, 498 nt
Organism: Dicrocoelium dendriticum
Lineage: Eukaryota; Metazoa; Platyhelminthes; Trematoda; Plagiorchiida; Dicrocoeliidae
Source: the annotation of a GenBank genome assembly
AUGCCUCAUCCUGGUUGGACGUUCAUCGAUUUGCUCAUCCCUUGUCUUAUUUACUUUCUUACUGGAUUCAGUGAUACGCGCUUUCUGGUCGGACAGAAGCUGCAGCCUAUCUAUGGACACAAGGCGAUUGUUGCCUGCCGCUGCCCGGCGAUUAGCGCGUCACUUUUGCCGAACACUGGCGAACUGAUGCAAUCCUCACGAAGUUCCCAUGUGCUCAGAGAAGUCGAACCGGAUAUAUUCCGGAUUGUCAUGCGCUUUAUGUACACCAACUGCAUUAGCUUGAUAAAUCUGUCCAUCUUCAAACUGAUCGAUGUUUUGAAGGCUUCUUUGCGAUUCGAGUUGACAGAACUGACCAAGCUGGCCGAAAGUCGCCUGAUCACCCUCAUUGACAAGAACACUGUGUUCGAGGUACUUAACCUGGCGGUAAAGUAUAAAAGUGCUGACCUGAAGAAUGCCGCCAUUAAGUUCAUCUCCCACUCCGCCAAAGUGAGUCCGUGA